Molecule: messenger RNA, 2491 nt
Organism: Argentina anserina (silverweed cinquefoil)
Lineage: Eukaryota; Viridiplantae; Streptophyta; Magnoliopsida; Rosales; Rosaceae
Product: amino-acid permease BAT1 homolog
Exons: 7
Coding region: 392-1972 (526 amino acids)
Biological process (GO): amino acid transport; transmembrane transport
Cellular component (GO): membrane
Molecular function (GO): transmembrane transporter activity
Source: RefSeq, a predicted model, not a curated record
UCAAUUGUUUGACAAAAAGACACAGAAAUGGUUCAUGACGAUUAGUAUAGUGGGAAUAGAGAUCCUAAUUUCAAGGGGCUGAUGAAAGUUACUUCAAUGAGGCAAUAAGAAAAUAGAAUUGGCGGUUGUUGUCUUUGUAUUAGUUGACCUGCAGAGAUUUAUAAAUGAGAAUUCAAACAUGGCAACUAGCCAGCUACUUCAGUUUUACGUGCAGCAUUUCCUCAAGUCCUGUAAACCUUUGCAUCUUUAAUACAAGGAUGAGUAUGCAGUAUGCCGCUUGCUUGAGUCUCUCUUUCUUCUCUCAACCCAGUAGAAGAAAAUUUCAAUUUCAUAUAGGCUGCUAAGUUCAUCCUGAGCCGACUCCCAUAAGUUGAAACUCUUGAAAAGUUCAAUGGGACAGAACCAAGUAGAUGCAUCACAAAUCCAAGGGAUGGAUUCUGGAGAAAAGCGACUUAAUGAGCUUGGUUACAAGCAAGAACUCAGAAGAGAGAUGACUCUGUUCAAAACUCUUGCAAUAUCAUUUUCCACCAUGACACUUUUCACCGGAAUCACUCCUUUGUAUGGUUCAAGCCUCGCAUAUGGAGGGCCUGCAACCCUUGUGUGGGGUUGGGUGGUAGUAUCAUUUUUCACCUGGUUUGUAGGACUAGCCAUGGCAGAGAUCUGCUCGUCUUUCCCGACUACAGGUUCUCUUUACUUCUGGGCUGCUCACUUAGCUGGUCCCAAAUGGGGUCCUCUUGCAUCAUGGUGCUGUGCUUGGCUUGAGACCAUAGGGCUCAUUGCCGGCAUAGGUACUCAGGCAUUUGCAGGGUCUCAAACACUACAAAGUAUCAUAUUACUGUGUACUGGUACAAAUAAAGGUGGAGGUUAUUUUGCACCAAAGUGGUUAUUUUUAUGCAUGUACAUUGGCCUCACUCUUAUAUGGGCGUUUCUCAACACAUUUGCUUUAGAAGUGAUUGCUUUUAUUGAUAUAAUAUCAAUAUGGUGGCAGGUCGUUGGAGGGACGAUUAUUGUUAUAAUGCUCCCCCUUGUAGCACUUACUACACAGUCUGCAUCAUACGUAUUCACAAACUUUGAUGUGGCCCCUGAGCGGACGGGAAUAUCAAGCAAACCUUAUGCAGUGAUUCUAUCCUUUCUUGUUAGUCAAUAUUCCUUAUAUGGAUAUGAUGCUGCAGCACAUCUAACAGAAGAAACCAAAGGAGCUGACAAGAAUGGUCCUAUUGCGAUUCUAACAAGCAUUGGUAUCAUUUCAGUGUUUGGAUGGGCUUACAUCUUGGCCCUCACUUUCAGCAUUCAGGAUUUUAACUACCUAUAUGAUCCCACCAAUGAGACUGCAGGAGCAUUCGUGCCUGCUCAAAUUCUCUAUGAUGCAUUUCAUGGGAGGUAUCAUAGUUCGACUGGAGCAAUCAUUUUACUAUUCAUCAUUUGGGGUUCAUUCUUCUUUGGUGGACUUUCAAUUACCACUAGUGCUGCCAGAGUGGUGUAUGCUCUAUCAAGAGACCAAGGGAUUCCGUUCUCUUCUGUAUGGCGAAAAAUACACCCGAAGCACAAAGUUCCUUCCAAUGCAGUGUGGCUCUGUGCAGCCAUCUGCAUUCUCCUUGGACUUCCAAUCUUGAAAGUCAAUGUAGUCUUCGUAGCUAUUACUUCCAUAUGCACAAUUGGAUGGGUGGGGGGUUAUGCAGUUCCAAUCUUUGCAAGAAUGGUAAUGCCUGAGAAGAACUUCAAAGCCGGGCCAUUUUAUUUGGGCAGUUUAAGCAGACCAAUUUGCUUGGUCGCCUUCCUGUGGAUAUGUUACACUUGUGCUGUCUUCCUCCUCCCCACAUACUACCCAAUUUCCUGGAAUACAUUCAAUUAUGCACCUGUUGCUUUGAGUGUGGGUUUAGGUCUGAUAAUGCUUUGGUGGGUGUUGGAUGCAAGGAAGUGGUUCAAAGGACCUGUUAGAAAUAUUGAAACUGAUCAUAGUGGGAAGGUUUGAAUUUUUAACAUAAACAUCAUGAGUUCUUGAGUUCCAUCUUUCCAUCAUUAAGUUCCUACCAUUUGUCAUCUCUUGGAUAAAUUUUAGAAUCACUUAACAUGCCUCCUAUAGUGCACUUUAUUUUUAGAUGAUGUAAGCUUGAAACUUCUAGCUAGUUAAUCAGUUCAAGCCAAGUAGAAUGUAUACAGUUUAAGGGCUUGGGGUUAGCCGCAGGGUUGAGGAGGGGGUUGGAAAUUGGGUUAGGAUUAUGCCUUAUCAGCAGUCUGUUCUUUCUCCCUCUGAUGUAACAAUAAGCUAGAUGAUAGCAGAAAUCUCAUAUGCAUUGCAUAGCUUUCCAGGAUGUGUGCUAUUUAAUUAAUUUCAUCUGCAAGCCGCUGACAAACAUUAGUGUACAAGCGAUUCCAGAUUCUUCAACAAUAGUUCCCAGGAAGGUCUAAGUACAACGAUAACCGUGUCAGUAACGUUCUCGAAGCCCUUGACUUUUUUACAUUUUUACCAUGUUUGAGGCUCAUGAACUAU